Messenger RNA from Colletotrichum karsti, 1545 nucleotides. RefSeq names its product TruB family pseudouridylate synthase containing protein. The transcript has 2 exons. Gene Ontology annotation, molecular function: RNA binding; pseudouridine synthase activity. Gene Ontology annotation, cellular component: mitochondrion. NCBI's taxonomy places the organism in Eukaryota, Fungi, Ascomycota, Sordariomycetes, Glomerellales, Glomerellaceae. The record is from RefSeq and is a predicted model, not a curated record. Bases 1 to 1545 code for a protein of 514 amino acids. Gene Ontology annotation, biological process: mRNA pseudouridine synthesis; tRNA modification.
AUGCGAAUUGCGUCUAGUAUAUUGAAGAUGGCGAAGGACACCGUGCUCGAAGGCGUCUUCGCCAUCAACAAGCCGUACGGCAUGAGCUCCGCGCAGGUCAUUCGCGAUGCUCAGACGCAGAUGAAUCCGUCGGCGAUGUUCAAGCCCUUGAUCGAGAGGGAGAUCGCCGCUAAGAACGCAACUCCCUCGCACGAAUGGAAGCGCCGCCGCCAAGUCAAGAAGGACACCCGCGUGAAGAUGGGACACGGCGGAACGCUCGAUCCUAUGGCUACCGGUGUUCUCAUUCUCGGUGUCGGAACGGGAACCAAAUCCCUCGGUUCAUUCCUCGACUGCACCAAGACAUACGAGACCGUAGUGGUUUUCGGCACAAGCACAGACACUUACGAUCGCGUCGGAAGAAUAUUGAGCAGGAGACCCUAUGAUCACAUCACCAAGGAACAGGUCGAAAAGGCUUUGGAUGGUUUCAGGGGCAAGUUCGAGCAGAUUCCGCCUCUCUACUCUGCGCUCAAGAUGGAGGGCAAGCCCUUGUAUGAAUACGCCCGAGAAGGCAAGGCCAUCCCGAGAGAAAUCGCCGGUCGCGAAGUCGAAGUCACAGAGCUUGAGCUUGUCGAGUGGUACGAGCCCGGAUCGCACAAUUACAGAUGGCCUACCGAGGAAGCCGAGACCGCAGAGAAGAACCUUGCAGAGCAGGUUUGGCGGGUGAAGAAGCAGCAAGACACCAACGGCGGCAGGAAGUUGUCCCCAGCGGAGGAGAAAGAAGAGGAGAAGGCCAUUUCCGAGCAUGAGUCUUUUAAGAAGAAGUUUGAGGAGCGCCAGGAUAACCUCAUCCGAGACAAGCCUCCCAAGAAACAGCGCCCGCCAAAGAGUAAGGCUCUCAUGUCUGGUGCUCUUGGACAGCUGCCUGCCGGAAAGGGCUCCAACCUCAUAGCUCCACCACCUUCGGAGGAUGAGCCCUUCCCAUGGACCGAUAAAGGCCCUCCGGCCGCCAAGAUUCGGAUGACAGUCACGUCUGGUUUCUACGUCCGCAGCUUCUGCCACGAUCUGGGGGCGAAGGUUGACUCUGCUGGUAUCAUGGCCGAGUUGGAACGUUCGCGACAGGGCGACUUCGAGGUUCGCACCGAAAACUGCCUGGAAUACAGCGAUCUCGGCGAGGGCGAGGACGUCUGGGGCCCCAAGCUCACUAAAAUGCUGGCCUCCUGGCAAGAGAAGUACCCUACCGGAGCGCCGCAACCGCAGAACCAGCGCAAUGGCAACCCACAACAGCAAGAUAACUCUCGCAACAAUAACCAGCAGAAGAAGCGCAAGUGGGGCGAUGACAGAAAGAACAACGAGGACGACAGAAAUGCCAAAAAGAGAAGAAACUCUAGCUCGGAUGAGGGUGAAAAGCCCUCCAAGGCGCCCAAGGUUGAGGUCAAGACUGAGGAAGUGAAGGCGUCCCCUAAGGGCUCUCCUAAGGGUUCACCCAAAGGCUCACCCAAAAGUUCGCCCAAGGCAAAGACCCCAACAAAGGCAGAGGAGGCUGAGUGGGAGGGAAUCAAGGACUGA